Molecule: messenger RNA, 1959 nt
Organism: Bufo bufo (common toad)
Lineage: Eukaryota; Metazoa; Chordata; Amphibia; Anura; Bufonidae
Product: vomeronasal type-2 receptor 26-like
Exons: 5
Coding region: 1-1959 (652 amino acids)
Biological process (GO): G protein-coupled receptor signaling pathway
Cellular component (GO): membrane
Molecular function (GO): G protein-coupled receptor activity
Source: RefSeq, a predicted model, not a curated record
AUGGCCCCAACUUACGCUAACAUCUUUAUGGCCAAGGUGGAGGACGGACUGGUUUACCGUUCCCCUUUCUUUGGAAGGGUCCUGUGUUGGUGGCGCUACAUCGACGACAUCUUUAUGAUCUGGACAGGUACAAUGGAUGAGUUGGAUGACUUCCACUCACAUUUAAAUGCGGGUGUCCCAGGACUGCAAUUCACAGUUACAUCUUCAGCUAGUGAAUUGCAGUUCCUUGAUGUACGGGUUUAUGUGAUGGAGGGUCUUUUAGCUACAGACCUCUAUCAGAAGCCCACUGAUAGAAAUACCCUUCUUAUGCAUGAUAUCUAUCACCCACGCAAAAUGCUUGAUUCCAUUCCUUGGAGUCAACUUCUAAGGGUUAGAAGAAUAGUCUCUGAUGAAGAGGUAUGUACAGAAAGGGUGGACGCCAUGUGUACACGCUUUGUUGAGCGUGGCUACCCCAAGACCUUACUCGAUAGAACUAAACAUAAAGUUAAGUUGGUAGACAGGGACUCUGCACUUCAGAAAUCGACAAAAGCCAGAUCCGGGGCUAGGGUUCCUUUUGUCUCCAUCUUCGGCCGGGACAGUGGUGACAUUGUCCAUGUCCUUAGAAAGGAAUGGCAUAUACUCCAAAGGGGGUUGCCGGAGAUAGAAGAAUUCAAGUCCCCGCCAAUGAUGGCAUACAGGAGGAACCCUAGCCUACGGGAUAGACUGGUUAAAACUGAUGUAGGUGAGACCACUAUGGAAGUCCGAGAACGCAUUAAUAAGCACAAAAGCACUAUACGCAAGAAGAACAUGGACAAGCCAGUUGCGAAACAUUUUGUCGAGGCAGGACACUCUAUAAACCAACUUCGCUUCAGGAUAAUAGACAGUUUCCCACAGAGGGAUUCAGAGCUGUACAUCUUCAAUUGGAUGGACAAUCCAUUACCGCGCUCAACCUGUAGUGAGAGUUGCCUCCAUGGAUACUGGAAAGUCCAACUGGAAGGAAAACAGAAAUGCUGCUACUACUGUGCCCCCUGUGCAGAAGGCGAAAUCUCCAACCAGACUGAUAUGGGAACAUGCUUAGUGUGUCCUAACGAUCACUGGUCAAAUGGAAGAAGAGAUUCCUGCGUCCCAAGACCGAUUGUAUUCCUGUCUUAUGGAGACACACUGGGGUCAUCUCUAAUUAUUAUAAAUCUUACAUUUUGCCUUGUGACUAUAGUUGUGUUGGGGAUAUUUAUAAAAAAUAAAGAUUCUCCAAUUGUGAAAGCCAAUAACCAGAAUCUCAGUUUCAUUCUUCUCCUCUCACUCAUCUUCUCAUUUUUAUGUCCUCUCUUAUUCAUUGGACGUCCCUCAGAUAUAUCAUGUCUCCUCCGACAAGUGACUUUUGGAAUCAUUUUUAGCCUUGCAGUUUCUUCAGUCUUAGCUAAAACAGUCACUGUUGUCUUGGCUUUUCAAGCCAUUAAACCAGGCAGGACACUGAGGCAGUGGAUGAAGAGACACCUCUCCACAUCCUUACUUGUUAUAGGUUCAUCUGGAGAAGUUUUGAUCUGUGUCCUCUGGUUGUUUUAUUCUCCACCAUUCCCAGAUUAUAACACUGGAAUAGAGGUUGGAAAGAUAAUCUUACAAUGUAUUGAGGGAUCUGCCAUUGCUUUCUACUUGGCCAUCGGCUACAUUGGAUUUCUUGCAAUGAUGAGCUUUAUUGUAGCUUUCUUGGCCAGAAGACUUCCAGACACCUUCAAUGAGGCUCAGUACAUCACCUUCAGCAUGCUGGUGUUCUGCAGUGUGUGGAUCUCCUUCAUCCCAGCCUAUCUCAGCACCAAGGGGAAGUACAUGGUGGCUGUGGAAGUUUUUGCCAUCUUAUGUUCCAGUGCUGGACUUCUGGGCUGUAUCUUCAUUCCCAAAUGUUACAUUAUCCUACUGAGACCAGAACUCAACACAAAGUCCAAUAUAAGGGUCAUAAGAAGACAUUGUACAGGAGAAUUUUGA